UAUCGCCGCGCCAACCCCCGCACUUACGCCGCUACGUCGCCCGCGUCCGCCACCACCUCCUCUCUCCUCAUCGCAGCUCCACCCGAAGGGAUGCCACUGACUACUCGAACGCUCCCUAGUCUCCGGUCGUCUCCUUCGACCCCGAUCCCUCUUCGCAACCCGUUGUCUUCUUCCCACCCCGCGAGCCAUUGGAGGAUGGGGAGGAAGCACAGCAAGCCUCGCUCGAUCAGCUGUACCGUCCGGUUCCGCCCCUGCAUCGACAUCCACAAGGAUAAAGUGAAACAAAUCGUGGGAUCCACGCUUCGUGAUUCGACAGACGGCGGCGCGUCGGACAUGGUGACCAACUUCGAGUCGGAGAAGUUGCCGGCAGAGUUUGCGAAUCUGUACAAGAAGGACGGGCUCAAGGGUGGCCAUGUCAUAAUGCUUGGCGCCGACGCCGCAAGCCAAUCUGCGGCCUUCGAGGCCCUUCGUGCUUACCCUGGUGGUAUGCAAGUUGGAGGUGGGAUCAAUGCAGAUAAUGCCAUGAAUUAUCUUGAAGAAGGGGCAAGUCAUGUGAUUGUUACCUCGUAUGUUUUCAGCGAUGGGAAGAUGGAUCUUGAGCGACUUAAACAUCUUGUCAAUAUGAUUGGCAAGGAUAGACUUGUGUUGGAUCUUAGCUGCAGAAAGAAGGAGGAAUUAUUUCAUUUCUCAUCUCUUUUGUUCUUGACCUUUGCUCUCCCACAGGAUGGGAAGUAUUCCAUUGUUACUGACAGAUGGCAGAAGUUCAGUGAUGUUAUUCUUGACAAGGAAACUUUGGAGUUCCUUGCCAAAUAUUCAGAUGAAUUUUUGAUUCAUGGGGUUGAUGUUGAGGGGAAAAGGCUAGGAAUUGAUGAGGAGCUUGUGAUGUUACUCGGUUGUUAUUCACCUAUUCCAGUUACUUAUGCUGGUGGGGUCACAACAAUGGCAGACCUAGAGAAGAUAAAAACAGCAGGCAAGGAACAAGUUGAUGUCACAGUUGGCAGUGCUCUGGAUAUUUUUGGAGGAAAUAUGGCAUACAAGGAAGUUGUUGCUUGGCACAACAAACAAGUGAUGAUAAGCCAACAGCCUUCAUGAGUUUCUACACGAAAUUAACGUUUUAAAUCAGAUUCCACAUGAAUAUCUAUUCUGCUUAUCAUUUAUGCACUUUAUUCUGGUGAAGUCUUUAUUAAGACUCCAAAAUAUUUUUGUAUUUGUAAUGGAUAUGGUUUAACACAAUUUGUUACUCUGUUGUCUGCUUUCACCAUUGUGACAUCAUUCUGUGAUGUGGUAUGGAGAAGUUAAGCAUUGUGCUCGUC
Molecule: messenger RNA, 1313 nt
Organism: Musa acuminata subsp. malaccensis (wild Malaysian banana)
Lineage: Eukaryota; Viridiplantae; Streptophyta; Magnoliopsida; Zingiberales; Musaceae
Source: RefSeq, a predicted model, not a curated record